GGAGACUAGCUAGGGUCGCAAGAGCGGGAGAAUGCUGGCGGCGCAGCGAUGCUUUCCCAUGACGAGACCGUUCCUGGCGGAUUCAGCUUGCUCGAUUUAUGCGGGCGAUGGGUUUCAGGGACAGGGAGAGGGAAGAAAUGGGGGGUUUUCAAUUUCGAGAAGGGUGAGAAGGGCGCGGGUAUGCUGUGUGGCGGUGCUGGAAGCGAUUGGCAUGGACUCCGCAAGGAUUAAAGUGGUUGGCAUCGGAGGAGGUGGGAAUAAUGCUGUAAAUCGAAUGAUUGGAAGUGGAUUGCAAGGAGUAGACUUUUGGGCCAUAAACACAGAUGCCCAGGCGCUGGUGCAGUCCUCUGCGAGCAAUCGCUUGCAAAUUGGAGAGGAGCUCACUCGGGGAUUGGGAACCGGUGGAAAACCGAGCCUUGGUGAAGAAGCUGCCGAAGAAUCCAAGGAUGAUAUCAAGGUGGCUGUCGCUGAUUCCGACUUGGUUUUCAUCACAGCCGGGAUGGGUGGAGGAACAGGCUCUGGAGCAGCACCAGUCGUCGCUCGUCUAUCCAAAGAGAAGGGACAACUGACUGUGGGUGUUGUCACGUAUCCUUUUACUUUCGAAGGGAGACGACGAUCUCAACAGGCUUUGGACGCCAUUGAGAGGCUGCGAAGCAACGUAGACACACUCAUUGUGAUCCCCAACGACAGGCUGCUGGACUUGGUUCAAGAACACACUCCUUUGCAGGAAGCUUUUCUUCUCGCGGACGAUGUUCUUAGGCAGGGUGUGCAGGGCAUCUCGGACAUUAUCACUAUUCCAGGACUGGUGAACGUAGAUUUCGCAGACGUGAAAGCGAUUAUGGCAAACUCAGGGACCGCCAUGCUUGGAGUCGGGACUGCUAGCGGCAAAAACCGGGCAGAAGAAGCGGCUCAGCAGGCCACAUCAGCUCCAUUGAUCGAGAGAUCGAUCGAAAGAGCCACGGGUGUUGUUUACAACAUCACUGGUGGAAGGGACUUGACGCUCCAAGAGGUUAACCGAGUCUCUCAGGUGGUGACCGGCUUGGCAGACCCCGCAGCAAAUAUCAUAUUUGGUGCUGUGGUCGACGAGAGAUACGACGGCCAAGUUCACGUCACGAUAAUCGCCACUGGUUUCUCGCAAACUUUCCAGAAGACACUGGUGGAUCCCAAAGCCAGUGUGGCUCCGGAAGGAAAGAAGAGCCCAGCAGCGCCUGCUGUGGAGCAGCUCCCAUGGAAGCGUGGUGUUCCCGUGUCCUCCAGGUUUGCUCAAGGUCUCAGAUAAGUAGCUCCAAGGUGUGAUAUAGACAAAUCUCACUCUGGAAACAGCAGCGAGGGAGAAUUCAUGUUAAGUGGAGAAAUCAAGUUAGACAUAGCUACACUCUUGGGUCAUGUUACAGAGUGCUCGCAUAGUAUUGCUGCACACGUCCAUGAGUUGCAAAGACUCGUCUGCUCCAUCGAGAAGACACUGGAAGAAUGAAAAAGAAAUCGUUAAAGAGCUCUUCUUGCUAGUUCUUCUUGCUA
Molecule: messenger RNA, 1518 nt
Organism: Selaginella moellendorffii
Lineage: Eukaryota; Viridiplantae; Streptophyta; Lycopodiopsida; Selaginellales; Selaginellaceae
Product: cell division protein FtsZ homolog 1, chloroplastic
Exons: 6
Coding region: 32-1279 (415 amino acids)
Biological process (GO): cell division; microtubule-based process; chloroplast fission
Cellular component (GO): microtubule; chloroplast; cytoplasm
Molecular function (GO): GTPase activity; GTP binding
Source: RefSeq, a predicted model, not a curated record